Molecule: messenger RNA, 1702 nt
Organism: Halteromyces radiatus
Lineage: Eukaryota; Fungi; Mucoromycota; Mucoromycetes; Mucorales; Cunninghamellaceae
Exons: 4
Coding region: 26-1678 (550 amino acids)
Biological process (GO): nuclear-transcribed mRNA poly(A) tail shortening
Cellular component (GO): P-body
Molecular function (GO): protein binding; mRNA binding; translation repressor activity
Source: RefSeq, a predicted model, not a curated record
UUUUUUUUAAAUAGCUCACCAUAUAAUGACAAUGCAAUCGACAUACCCGCAAUCUUCUUCUAAUAUAUAUUCAAUACCAAAUACUUUUAGUUUUGGGUUUCCCUUAUCUUUCACUCCUGAAGGAAAAAACAAUAAGAAACAACCAGUCUCGGCACCCACUUCAAUAAAACGUCAUCAUGUUACGAACAGCCAGGUACGACCUGAUAGCAUGAAACAAGACUCAACUAAUACUACUACUCAAGGAAGUCAAGUGUUGGACAACUUAUCUGAAGAUUUACGACAAUAUGAACUCGUAUUAGACUCUUUGGUAUCAGCAAAUCUGGACAACAAUGUGAAAGAAGAAAUCAAGCAUGUGGAUCAAUGGUUCAGUUACCUCAGUGAAACAGAAAGAACGGCUACAAUAUAUGCUUUACUUCAACAUUCAACACCAGUUCAAAUUCGAUUUUUUAUUACUGUUCUUCAACAACUUGGAAAACAAGACCUCGUUAACCUAUCACCGUCCUAUCCCGAAAAUGAUACUCCAAAAAUGGAUAAUUCAACUUCUCAUACCGACAUUGAUCCAAUCAUCAGCAAAACAAGCAAGAAUCGACGAUCUUAUGCAUUUGGUGAUAUCUCUUCUUUAUAUCGACAUUCUUAUUCCCCUUUUAUGGAUACUGGAACCCGGCCUUUCUCUGAUCCUUUUUUUGACAACUCUACUCCUUGUUUGUCUCAUAUACCCAGCUUGACUGCUGAUGGAUGGCCUUACCAGUCAACAAGCACGGGACUACGCACGGGGAAUCAAGAAUCACCACUCUCUUAUGAACACGUUGAAGCACCACGACCAAGAUCUGCUGAUAUAUCUCCUGAAUCAUUAGGUGUACCACCAACCAUACUUCCAAUCAACAAUAACAAGAAUAAUAAUAAUGAAAAUAUUCGUCAUUCAACAUCACAGAUGACAUUUUUGACUCCCUCAGAAAGAACGUCAUGGCAUGAUUUACCAUCACCAACCACUAGGAAAUUCUCUGAGAGUUUAUUUCAACCGCUUGAUUCUAACGACAAGAACAUAUUAAAAACAACAACAACAAAUCAAAUCAAUUCAAGUCUCGACAGUAUUGAUUCUUUGACCAACAAAGUGAAUCAUUGGUCAUUCUAUUCUCCUCCAAAACAAAAUGCAGGCAUUCUAUCUGGUGAUAUUCACGGUUUUGGACGACGUUCUCAAUAUAGCAACAGUAACCCUGGAUUAUCUGAUUUACAAUCAUCAGUAUAUCAUGGCUCUUCUGGACCAACUGUCAACAAAACUAAAGGACAUCAUACCCAAUCUGAUAUGAAUCGGAACAGUAACUAUACUUAUUCAACGAAAAUACAACGUAAUAGUAGCAGCAAAACAACAUCUCAUCAAAAAGAACGACAUUCUUUUGAAGAAGUGGAUAUGAAUAUAGUGCAAGAUAUUCCGGCUUGGCUCAAGAGUGUUCGAUUACAUAAAUAUACACCAAUAUUUGAAUCAAUGUCAUGGCAACAGAUGAUAUUAUUGACAGAUGAUCAGCUACUCGAAAAAAAAGUGAUGGCUCUAGGAGCAAGAAGAAAAUUACUCAAGUUGUUUGAUCAGAUAAAACAGCAUUGUGAUAAGAAGGUAAAAACAUCCAUUCUAUUUAUUUACAAAAGUAACUUACAAAUCUUUUUUUUUUUUUUUGGUCUAUAAUAGGGUAUCAAAUAUGAAUAAACA